Messenger RNA from Globicephala melas (long-finned pilot whale), 4985 nucleotides. It is a transcript of the gene CRAT, whose product is annotated as carnitine O-acetyltransferase. The record is from RefSeq and is a predicted model, not a curated record. Gene Ontology annotation, molecular function: carnitine O-acetyltransferase activity. Gene Ontology annotation, biological process: carnitine metabolic process, CoA-linked. NCBI's taxonomy places the organism in Eukaryota, Metazoa, Chordata, Mammalia, Artiodactyla, Delphinidae. Gene Ontology annotation, cellular component: peroxisome.
CUGCUGGGAGGGCCCUGGGAGCGCGGCAGCCAUGCUUUUGCUGGGCGGUCCCCACCUGUCAUCUAGUAGCGUGACUCUGACGCUAUCCCUAGGACUAGGAGAAGACAUUCCCUUGUCAACAUGGUUGUGUUUUACCACCACUCUGAGAGCAGCGGUCGAGGGCACCAAAAGGACUGAGAGGAAUGCACACCACUGCCUCCAACAGUUUGGACGGCUUAUGGAGGUGGGAGAGGGCGAGCUGGACGGCAGCCUCCGCCUUGCUCCCCUUCCAGGGUUCCACCACCUCGCGGGGUCCCCAACCGCUAACUGCGCCCUGGUCCCGCCCCAGGCCCCGCCCCACGCUCUCGGCUGGCCGCCGGGGCCAGCAACUGGCCCGAGGCCGCGCCCCAGGAGUCCGCCUACCCCGGGCCGCCUGCCCGGCCCGGUGGGUGGGCGCGGGGCCGCCUCUACCGGCUGGCGGCAGUGACUCGACGACCUUGGCCCAGAGGCUCUAGCGGGAACCCACCCACGGCGGCGGCGCGGACUUUGCCCAGCGCGGUGGACGGAGCGGACCGUGUGUCCGCGGGCGGGCCGCAGAGAUGUUGGCCUUCGCUGCCAGGACCGUGGUGAAGCCCCUGGGCUUCCUCAAGCCCUCCUCCAUGAUGACGGUUUCCAGUCGCUUUAAGACACACCAGGACUCGCUACCCCGGCUGCCCGUGCCCCCGCUCCAGCAGACCCUGGACCAUUAUCUCAAGGCGCUGCAGCCCAUCGUGAGCGAGGAGGAGUGGGCCCAAACCAAGCAGCUGGUGGAAGAGUUUCAGACCGCGGGGGGCGUAGGGGAGCGCCUGCAGAAGGGGCUGGAGCGCAGGGCCAGGAAGAUGGAGAACUGGCUGUCUGACUGGUGGCUUAAAACAGCCUAUCUCCAGUACCGCCAGCCCGUAGUCAUCUAUUCCAGCCCUGGUUUGGUGCUGCCCAGGCAAGACUUUGUGGAUCGGCAGGGCCAGCUCAGGUUCGCUGCCAAAUUAAUCGAGGGUGUGUUGGAUUUCAAGGCCAGGAUUGACCACGAGACCCUGCCCGUGGAGUACCUGGGGGGAAAGCCGCUGUGCAUGAACCAGUACUAUCAGAUCCUGUCCUCCUGCCGCGUGCCGGGCCCCAAGCAGGAUUCGGUCACCAACUUCAGCAAGACCAAGAAGCCACCCAUGCACAUCACCGUGGUGCACAACUACCAAUUUUUCGAGUUGGAUGUGUACCACAGCGAUGGGACGCCCCUGACCUCGGAUCAGAUCUUCACGCAGCUGGAGAAGAUCUGGAACUCAUCACUGCAAACCAACAAAGAGCCUGUGGGCAUCCUCACCUCCAACCACCGUAACUCCUGGGCCAAGGCAUACAGCACCCUCAUCAAAGACAAGGUGAACCGGGAGUCGGUGCACUCCAUUCAGAAGAGCAUCUUCACCGUGUGCCUGGACGCACCCAUGCCUUGGGUCUCGGAAGACGUGCGCCGCAGCCAGGUGGCUGGCCAGAUGCUGCACGGGGGUGGCAGCAAGCUCAACAGCGGCAACCGCUGGUUCGACAAAACGCUGCAGUUCAUCGUGGCAGAAGACGGCUCCUGUGGGCUCGUUUAUGAGCAUGCGGCAGCAGAGGGACCCCCCAUCAUCACCCUUGUGGACCACGUCAUUGAGUUCACGAAGAAGCCCGAGCUCGUGCGGUCUCCCAUGGUGCCCCUGCCCAUGCCCAAGAAGCUGCGGUUCAACAUCACCCCCGAGAUCAAGAGCGACAUCGAGAAGGCCAAGCAGAAUCUCAGCAUCAUGAUCCAGGACCUGGACAUCACGAUGUUGAUGUUCCACCACUUUGGGAAGGACUUCCCCAAGUCUGAGAAGCUGAGCCCAGACUCCUUCAUCCAGAUGGCACUACAGCUGGCCUACUACAGGAUCUACGGGCAGGCGUGCGCCACCUAUGAAAGCGCCUCUCUGCGCAUGUUUCACCUGGGCCGUACCGACACCAUCCGCUCGGCCUCCAUGGACUCCCUGACCUUCGUCAAGGCCAUGGAUAACCCUGAUGUGACGGAGCACCAGAAGGUGGGGCUGCUGCGGAAGGCCGUGCAGGCCCACCGAGCCUACACCGAGCAGGCCAUCCGUGGGGAGGCCUUCGACCGCCACCUCCUGGGCCUGAAGCUGCAGGCCAUCGAAGACCUGGUGAGCAUGCCCGACAUCUUCAUGGACACCUCCUACGCCAUCGCCAUGCACUUCAACCUCUCCACCAGCCAGGUCCCUGCCAAGACAGACUGUGUCAUGUUCUUUGGGCCUGUGGUCCCAGAUGGCUACGGUGUCUGCUAUAACCCCAUGGAGGCGCACAUCAACUUCUCCGUGUCGGCCUACAACAGCUGCGCAGAGACCAAUGCGGUCCGCCUGGCGCACUACCUGGAGAAGGCGCUCCUGGACAUGCGCGCUCUGCUGCAGAGCCACCCCCAGGCCAAGCUCUGAGCCCCGCUGCUCAGGCCUGCCGGUGCCACGGCCAAGCCGCCUUGGGCUGGCCCACCCACCGGGCCCUAGUCCUUCGCUCCCUCUCCCCCUGGGCCCCCGCAGAUCCGACCGAGUCUGGGAUGGCAUCCCCCAGCGGGGCCCGCGGGGCCGAGCUGAGUACCUUCCGUGGGUCCUCACCAGCACCCGGGCUGAGUCCAGAAGCUGAGCAGGAGGUCGGGCCCGGCGCCCAGCAUCUCACCCGCCGUGGCCUCCUCCUGGGAGAGGAACCAGCCGAGCUCAUCCCUCGUCAGGGUGGGGACUAGGGAGUCCCUUUCUUACUAGCUCAGCUCUGCCCAGGUCCUCCCGGGUACGCGGCCAGGCUUGGGUCUGUACCCUGAUCCCUAAGCUCCCAAGGACCUAGAGACAGGGUUACCUGGAGCUGGGGGCCUCCAGGCUUCCCCAGGGCUGAGGGGCCAGGGCGCAAGGUGUGCUGGUGGGGGGGAAGUCCACGCUGCGUCACAGCACCGUCCCCCGCGGCUCCGUGCUCUUCUGGGUGACGUGGCUCACAGGCCCCAGCUCGCUUGCUUCCACACAGCUUGAUUCCUGAACCAUGUCCUGUUGUAUAACAGUAUCACGCGAGGCAGUUAAUAAAGGGGAAAUUUGUUGGGAAAGAGUUGUUUCAGCCGAGGAGGCAGGCAGGGUGCGGCAGAUGCCUGGCUUUGCCUUCCUGCAGCUUCCCCCGCAUCUGGGAGCUGGUGUCCAAGCCGCCAGUGGGCCCAAGGGGAGGGCUCCCAGAGGAGCGGAGCUCUCAGGCUUGGGUCAGGAGGCCAAGGGCCAGCUCGGACCUCAGGGCUCUGGGCCAGGACGGCACCAGACCCAGGCCUGCGUUCUUCGUGGAUACCUCCCACCUACCCAUGACUUGGGCCUCUCCAGUGCCAUGGGCUGUGCGCCAGGACAGCCCUCCCAGGGGACCGUGGGGCCCGAUACCCUCGAGUCUGGUUGUCUGGGCAGUGUGGCUGACACCCAGGGCCCAAGGCCUCAUCUGCUGCCUUGCACUGAGCCCAUCAGGAGUGGUGGCUGGGCAGCCAUGCUGACCCCAGCCCCAGCCACUGCCUGGGACCACCAGGCACCAGAUCAUGUGGCCACCCGGUCCAAACAUUGUAUCUGUCCCCAACCCCACGCACCUGGUACAGGCAGGGUGUCCUGCCAAAGUCAGCUGGGCUGUCUGUGGAGAGCGGAGGGACUCUGGCCCUGAGGAAGACACAUGUGAAGCCCCAAUUGGAGAUGCCAAGGGUGGGAGAGGCUACCCAGCCUGUGGGGGCGGUGCUUCAUGGCCUGGCUGACCUGCGGUGGUCACCGCGGGAGGCGGGUCCUGAGGUGGUGUCCGUUUUGCAGAUGACGGAACAGGCUCGGGGAGCACGUGCCUCACCAUGGGGCGAAGCCUCGGGGAGCAAGGAGUAGAGCCCAGCCCGUGGGGGAGUGGGUGUCACCCGAGGCCUGGCUGCUCCUUGGGACCCCGGCAAGGCCGGCAGGGUGGGGUAUUGCCAGGGCAGGGGUGCACGAGUGUCCCUUCAGGGACCUCAAGCAGGAGGACCAGAAGAGAAUCCCACCUCAACAGCACAGAGGCCUUGCUCUGCAGCUGGGGAGCGGGGCGGGCCCCUGGUGUCCGCAGGCUGGGUCUCAGGAAGCAGGGCCCGCAGCCGGAGCUGAGCGUGCCCUGUGUGAGCAGCGCUAGGGCGGAGCUGCACCGACCCAGCCGGGGGCAGGCAGGGAGGGGAGACAGUGAUGCAGGCCAAGGACACUGCAGUGACACACACCCAGGACUCCUGAAACUCAAGUUCUAAGAACUGUAUGGGUCUGACUGUAAGGCAGGAUUUUUUCCCAAAACGUUAUCCUUCAGAAGUGAGGUCAUUCCGCUGCAUCUGAGUUGCUAUAGGUCUCAUAACACAGAGGCUCACUCGGUUCUUGAGGGCAGCGAAGUACCGCUUGGGGAAGACACAUGUAGCACCUAAACAACCCCAUUCAGUGUCAGAUGGAAUGCUUAGAGGUCCCCGGGUGGAGCUUCUGGGGGAAAAAAGUCAAAAGAACGAUGAAGAUGUAGUAAUUACUCCUGAGGGUGUGACCUGUGGCCUCACACUUUGCAAGUGUUGAAUGCAGGACAAGCAAGUGUCUUACGGGUCUCUGGACGUGAGGGGAGGUAAGUUUGGGGCAGGUCACAUACUCCUACAGGAGCGAUUUUUAAAAUCCAGCUGUCUGAAUGUUACACCAGUAUGUUUGGAAUAAAAUUUCAAGUACACUGUCAUGCAUGAAAUCCAGAAGGUGCUGCUGUAUCCCAAACUGCCUGUCUAGUGGACUCAGGAGAACUAGGUCAGCAGACCCAGAGGUUGCCCAGGGACAACCAGACCCUGAUGCCAAUGAUGCAGAAGAACUUUUUUUUUUUUUGCAAAAUCAGUGAAAAAGAACUGUCCUCAAUUUAUGUACUUUGUGUAAUACAGCAUUUGAAAUUUGAGAAUAAUAAAAUUAAUAAUAAAGAUUACUUGGCUUUUA